AUGUCGUCCUCAGACCGGCCGAUACUGAAAACCUCUCUCCCUUCUGCUCAUGCCGCUGCUGCUCCAAAACCGCCACCCAAACCCCAAUUGUCGCACCAGCCCAAGGUCCAGGCACAGGGGAAAUCAGGCACUGAUCCUCGCCAUCUAGCUAUUGCCCUGCAUCAUGCACAUCGAAUCCAAGCGCAGAAAGACACUGAGGCUCUCAUUUUGGACCGCAUACUUGAGCUCGCUACGUUUCCUCCAUCCCCAGCCGCAGACCCUGCAUCUCCGUCGGCCGAAGACGCCCACAAAUUCAAAACAGCGCUGAUUCUCUUUCAACCGUCCGAUUAUGAUAACCUGAUCUUGGAGCGAAACAUCGAAGGCUUGUGUGGGUAUAGUCUGUGUCCUCGCGAGCACCGAAAGGACGAUUCCAAAGGGACUUACCGAAUAAAAUGGGGUGCCAGGGGAAGUGGGCCGGGCGGUCAUGGACGCGAGAUGAACAUUGUCCCACGAGAGAAGUUGGAAAUGUGGUGUUCGGAUGAAUGCGCUGAAAGGGCUAUGUAUAUAAGGGUCCAGUUGGCGGCGGAACCGGUCUGGGAGAGAAGGGCUGAGAAUACACGGGGCAAGAAUCUCGUUCUGCUCGAAGAAGGCAGGGCGAUGGAACGACGGGGUAAGGGAAAAAUGAGAAGUUCUCCGUCCGUUAAUGAAGUGGUCGGUCAGUUUGAUAACCUGCACAUGGACAAGGUGCACGGGACAGAUGAAAUGGCGGACCAGGUGUCAAGACUCUCAGUCCACGAUAGAAGUCGUUCUUAUGAAUUGGCUAUGGAACGCGGUGACUCUGUUUCGUCUUUACAGGCUGGCAGAGUGGAUGUACGAAUUCGUGAAAGAGACACUGCGACAGUCGAAAAGGUUAUGGCUCCCCAAAUGCGCCCCGGAGAUGACAUAGGAGGCUCUAUCGAGGGGUAUAUGCCGAAGGAUAACUGA
This is a messenger RNA of Aspergillus tanneri, 963 nucleotides long. Its product is annotated as Rtr1/RPAP2 family protein phosphatase. Gene Ontology annotation, cellular component: nucleus; cytoplasm. Gene Ontology annotation, molecular function: RNA polymerase II CTD heptapeptide repeat phosphatase activity; RNA polymerase core enzyme binding. Bases 1 to 963 code for a protein of 320 amino acids. NCBI's taxonomy places the organism in Eukaryota, Fungi, Ascomycota, Eurotiomycetes, Eurotiales, Aspergillaceae. The record is from RefSeq and is a predicted model, not a curated record. The transcript has a single exon.